Molecule: messenger RNA, 1461 nt
Organism: Neltuma alba
Lineage: Eukaryota; Viridiplantae; Streptophyta; Magnoliopsida; Fabales; Fabaceae
Product: aspartic proteinase Asp1
Exons: 8
Coding region: 4-1293 (429 amino acids)
Biological process (GO): proteolysis
Molecular function (GO): aspartic-type endopeptidase activity
Source: RefSeq, a predicted model, not a curated record
ACGAUGAAGAUAGGAAAAGUGGAAUUGUUGGCGUUCAUAGUUCUAGUAUCGCACUGGUCGUCUUCUUCAGCCUGGUUUGGUGAUAAGCACAAAAAGGAAAGGAAGUCCGUUCUAGCAGGUGAAGCGACGUCGUCAUCAUGGGUCCUAAAUCGCGUUGGGUCUUCUCUUCUGUUCCGGGUUCACGGUAACGUUUAUCCUGUAGGAUUUUAUAAUGUUACCAUGAACAUAGGCCACCCACCGAGGCCAUAUUUUCUUGAUAUUGACUCUGGUAGCGAUCUCACAUGGCUCCAAUGUGAUGCUCCUUGUACCCGUUGUUCUGAGACACCGCAUCCACUGUACCAACCGAGCAAUGACUUGGUUCCCUGCAAGGAUCCUCUCUGUGCAUCGUUGCAGCCAUCUGAAGACUACGAGUGUCAAAACCCAGAUCAAUGUGACUAUGAAAUCACGUACGCAGAUCAUUAUUCAUCUCUAGGCGUUCUUGUUAGGGAUGUCUUCAUCCUCAACUUCACUAAUGGAAUCCAGCUUAAAGUUCGUAUGGCACUUGGAUGUGGGUAUGAUCAGAUAUUUCCAGCUUCUUCUUACCACCCGUUGGAUGGAGUACUUGGGCUGGGCAGGGGGAAAACCAGCUUGAUAUCACAGCUUAAUGGUCAGGGCUUGGCGAGAAAUGUGGUUGGACAUUGUUUAAGUGCACAAGGUGGAGGGUACAUCUUCUUCGGAGAUGUUUAUGAUUCUUCUCGGCUGAUUUGGACACCAAUGACAUCUAAAGAUCAUUCUAAACAUUACUCAGCAGAAGCAGCUGAACUCAUUUUUGGCGGGAAGGCAAUGGCGGUUGCAAGUCCGGUUACUUUUGACAGUGGCAGCUCCUACACUUACUUUAACUCUAACUCCUAUCAAGCAUUGAUUUCUUGGCUGAAGAAGGAAUUAAACAGGAAGCCUGUUAAAGAAGCCCCUGACGACCUGACUGUUCCUGUUUGUUGGCAUGGUAAAAGACCAUUCAAGAGGAUAAGUGACGCCAGAAAAUACUUCAAGCCUUUGGUACUGGGUUUCACCAGAGGCGGGGGAGGCGAAGCUAAGUUUGAAAUUCCACCCGAAGCUUAUCUGAUAAUAUCAACCAAAGGAAAUGCUUGCUUGGGCAUUUUAAACGGCUCUGCAGUGGGCAUGGGAGAUACGAACCUAAUUGGAGACAUAUCCAUGCUAGACAAAGUGAUGGUAUUUGACAACGAGAAGCAGCUGAUUGGUUGGGCACCCGCAAACUGUGACCGGGUUCCAAAAUUCAGAGGUGUCAGCAUUUGAUCAUAUGGAAGAUAUAUAUCUACAUAUAUAUAUAUAUAUAUAAUGGCUGCAACAGAAUGAUUGUUUUAUCUCUUCAUUAUUUGUAUGUAUAUAUGCCUAGACGUGUGAACAUAUAAUGCAUUAGAUUUUUAUAUGUACAGGUUACUGAAUAAAAAGUGGUCGAUCGUA